This is a messenger RNA of Callorhinus ursinus (northern fur seal), 999 nucleotides long. RefSeq names its product V-set domain containing T cell activation inhibitor 1 (gene VTCN1). Lineage: Eukaryota; Metazoa; Chordata; Mammalia; Carnivora; Otariidae. The record is from RefSeq and is a predicted model, not a curated record. Gene Ontology annotation, cellular component: external side of plasma membrane. Gene Ontology annotation, molecular function: signaling receptor binding. Gene Ontology annotation, biological process: T cell receptor signaling pathway; regulation of cytokine production.
CUGGCUGGAAGUCACGGCGCCGGGAGGGCGGCGGCAGCUCCGCGUCCCCCAGCACCCAACACGCCGCGGGAAGGGACCCUUCCCCUCGCCAUGGCUUCCCUGGGCCAGAUCAUCUUCUGGAGCAUUAUUAGCAUCAUCAUUAUUUUGGCUGGAGCCAUUGCCCUUAUCAUCGGUUUUGGUAUUUCAGGGAGACACUCCAUUACAGUCACCACUCUGACCUCAGCUGGAAACAUCGGGGAGGAUGGAAUCCUAAGCUGCACUUUUGAACCUGACAUCAAGCUUUCUGAUAUCGUGAUACAGUGGCUGAAGGAAGGUGUUAUAGGCUUGGUACAUGAGUUCAAAGAAGGCAAAGACGACCUGUCAGACCAAGAUGAAAUGUUCAGAGGCCGGACAGCAGUGUUUGCUGAUCAAGUAAUAGGUGGCAAUGCCUCUCUGAGGCUGAAAAACGUGCAACUCGCAGAUGCUGGCACCUACAAAUGUUACAUCAUCACCUCCAAAGGCAAGGGGAAUGCCAACCUUGAGUAUAAAACUGGAGCCUUCAGCAUCCCAGAGGUGAAUGUGGACUAUAACGCCAGCUCAGAGAGCUUACGGUGUGAGGCUCCCCGAUGGUUCCCCCAGCCUACAGUGGUCUGGGCAUCCCAAGUUGACCAGGGAGCCAACUUCUCAGAAGUCUCCAAUACCAGCUUUGAGCUGAACUCUGAGAAUGUGACCAUGAAGGUUGUGUCUGUACUCUACAAUGUCACGAUCAACAACACAUACUCCUGUAUGAUUGAGAACAACAUUGCCAAAGCCACGGGGGAUAUCAGAGUGACAGACUCUGAGAUUAGAAGGCGGAGUCACCUACAGCUGCUGAACUCAAAGGCGUCCCUGGGUGUCUCUUCUUUCUUUGCCAUCAGCUGGGUACUCCUGCCUCUCUCCCCUUACCUGCUGCUAAAAUAAUGUGCCCUGGACACAGAGAAACACGCAAAGUCAUUAGUACGACAGAUGACGUGCAUCCUU